This is a messenger RNA of Girardinichthys multiradiatus, 1734 nucleotides long. It is a transcript of the gene nppb, whose product is annotated as natriuretic peptide B. Gene Ontology annotation, molecular function: hormone receptor binding; hormone activity. Gene Ontology annotation, cellular component: nucleus; extracellular region; cytoplasm. Gene Ontology annotation, biological process: receptor guanylyl cyclase signaling pathway; negative regulation of systemic arterial blood pressure; cGMP biosynthetic process. Lineage: Eukaryota; Metazoa; Chordata; Actinopteri; Cyprinodontiformes; Goodeidae. Bases 1094 to 1531 code for a protein of 145 amino acids. The transcript is spliced from 3 exons. The record is from RefSeq and is a predicted model, not a curated record.
UCCUUUAUUUCUGUUAAUUAUGAUGAUUCUCUACUUGACAUUUAAUACUAGAAUAUUCCAUGAAAAAACUGAAAAACUGCUAAAACUCUGCAUUUGUUUUUAUAUCUAUAUUAAAAAAAUUAAGUGCAUCUUUGUCAUUUUUAGUCAAAGUCAUUAAGAGACAUUGUGGAAGGUCCAAGGGUCGCCCAGCAGACCCCAUCAGGACAUGAGGAAAGCAAUUUUAUUUUAUUUUAUUGUAAAUGUUUGAUAUAUGAAAGUACAAGAAAUGUCUUGUCACUUGUUAAAAUGAUAGUUAUACAAAGAAACACCAGAUCAGUCUGUUUUAGAAGGCUUCAGAGACAUGAUGACCGCAUGGUUUCUGGUCUUUAAUAAAACAGCUCAAUUUCUACUUAGAAAUAUAUCAAAGUAUAAUACCAAACAUUCUUGUAACCUCCUGUAUUUUUUUACUCUGAUCUAUAACUGAAUUUAGUAAAGUCAGUUUGUAGCUAAAUGUAAUAAUUCUCUACCAGUUUCUAACUAGAAAUAGUGACUUUCAUUUCAUAGUCACCAUCAUUUGGUUUAUUUUAGAGCAUUCUUUUCACAGUUUAUCACCACUGAUAAAACACGUUUUUUCUGUUUCUUUUGGUUCUGACAGAAAUGCAAAAACCCAGUCAGACCCUUAGAAAAGAGCCAUUUUGAAUUUGGUUAUUCCCACAGUGGCGUGGGUCUCACCAUUGAGUGAUCAACGUGUUGCUUUAUCAUGUGGACACCUCGAUUUAGGAACUCUGUCAGACUAUUUUACAACUUCCCGUAACUCAUUAACAACAUUUGAGUCCUGUGUGGAAGGUGGGUUGGACAAAGUAGGAUAUGGAAGCAGCUAUGUCAUCCAAGCGCUCCGUAUCUCAGAUAUGCUACUUAAUAAGGAACAGUUUCUGACAGCUUUCGUUAUCAGAAUAAGGUGUUAAGAAUGCAUAAUGCCUGAGUUCAAAUUCCUGGCAUACCUCAGUGUGUCAGGCUCAAGUAUAAAAGAGCAGAUGGUUCCAUUGUGGACUCCAGCAUCCAAACAACUGCAAAGUCAAAGGCCAACAAGCUUUCAACCCAUCCAGACACUGAUAUGACCGGUAGCAUCUCUCAAAGAAAUAUGUUUCUAUCUUCCAUUCCUCUCUGUGGCCUUCUCCUCAUCUUAAAUCUGGAGCCAUUCAGCACUUACCCCAUCAGCACAGGCUUGACUGACACAGAUAUGGACAUAUUAAAGGUGCUGCUUCAAAAACUUGAGGAGUCAGUUUCGGAGCAGACUGUACUGGAUCAAGGAACCACUGAAAAGCAUGGAGGUGUUAACAGACUGAACAUGGAGGAUACAUCAAGCGAGCAGCAGCCACAGAUUGGCUUGGAUGAGGCUGAAAUCAGAGCAUUUCUCUCAGGGAAGAACCUGAAGAGCGUCCAGAACGACUCCACCAGGAGAUCUUCUGGCUGCUUCGGACGACGGAUGGACAGGAUAGGCUCGAUGAGCUCUCUGGGCUGCAACACGAUUGGCAAAUACAAUCCAAAGUAAAGAGGAAGUCUUACCAUCUAAUUGAUUCUACUCCAUAGUCUGUACCAAAAUCUGUUUUCACUUAAAUGCUAUUUAUUAACUAAUAUUUACUGUUCAUUGUUGUUGCCCUUUGACAAUAUUUAAAGAAUAUUUUUUGAAAAUAGAUGUGAUACUGUUCUUUAUGUACUGUUGUAUGUUUAAUAAAUGUUUACAUCAGCAUAUUA